ACAUCCCAAAACCCCAAAAGCCUCUUGUCCACGUUCCCAAGUGCUCACAGUCGCCGAUCCUAAAACCCCAAAAGCCAUGGCCUCCUUCGCCGCUAGGUCCAUGCUCCGCUCCGCCGCGGCCAGAACCACUCUGGGUUCUCGGGUCGCCUCCGCAGCCCGACCCAAACCCUCCGCCGCACCAUUCACCAUCCCCAAACAAAACAAAAACCCCAUUUUCAGGUCGCCUGUGGAGUUGAGCUGCUGCGUGGAGACGUUGCUUCCCUACCACACGGCCACAGCCUCUGCAUUGCUCACCUCGAUGCUCUCCGUCUCGCAACGCUCCUACGGUUGGACCCCUGAAGGGCAAGACAAGACUAGAUGAGGAUCAAGCAUCAAAUAUGGAGUGAUUUGGAUAUGUUUUUGUUGUCAACUUUUGAGAGUGUUAAUUGCAACUGUUCUCCAGUAGACUAGAUGAGAACCCUCAAUUUAAAAUUACGUGGAAAUUUGAGAGGAUGCACUCUCUAUGUUUGAUAACAAUAAAAUUUUAAGAAUUUGUUUUCUGUAUCCCCUAUAACAAUUGUUUAUUUUAUGUUUUUUGUUUGGUUGGACAUAGUUAUGUUUACAUUCCACUCUUAUUAUAUUUAUUGUUUUAACUUU
Messenger RNA from Rosa rugosa (rugosa rose), 636 nucleotides. Its product is annotated as protein NUCLEAR FUSION DEFECTIVE 6, mitochondrial-like. The record is from RefSeq and is a predicted model, not a curated record. Gene Ontology annotation, cellular component: mitochondrion. NCBI's taxonomy places the organism in Eukaryota, Viridiplantae, Streptophyta, Magnoliopsida, Rosales, Rosaceae. The transcript is spliced from 3 exons. The coding region runs from base 77 to 361 and encodes 94 amino acids.